Daucus carota subsp. sativus is the source of this 3162-nucleotide messenger RNA. RefSeq lists its product as uncharacterized. The record is from RefSeq and is a predicted model, not a curated record. Gene Ontology annotation, cellular component: nucleus. The coding region runs from base 463 to 2862 and encodes 799 amino acids. The transcript has 4 exons. Gene Ontology annotation, molecular function: transcription corepressor activity. Lineage: Eukaryota; Viridiplantae; Streptophyta; Magnoliopsida; Apiales; Apiaceae.
UAUGUACUGCGACACAACUUCUUUACUUAUUGUCUCCCCGUCUCUCUCUCAAGUCCUCAACUUUGAAGUAUGUUGCUAAGAUAUAUGAAUGUGGCUACUAGGUGCGCCAAUACUUCAAGUACUAAUAAUACUACACCAACUAGACAAAGAAAAGAAACCGAGUAAUGAAGACUCUUGCUGUUAAGAACUUCCUGAGAAUUUGAGUCGAGGAACCCAUAAUAUUGUAAGGCUAAGCAAACUACAAAGAUCAGAAUUUGCGUACUACUUUUUGUUAAUGAUGGACGAGAUUAUCUGAAGGGAUGGAGUUAGGUUCGACAAUUCCUGGAGAAUUAGACUGAUCUGGUUGUGUUUCUGAGUCUCUGACAGUACACAACACAAUAUCAUAUAAGGUCCAAUUGUUACUGUUUGGCCUCAACAUAUUCUUUCAGUCAGAUAUGUGUAUAUGAAAGUGGAAUUAACUAGAUGGAGGAUAACAUGGAAGACAUUGUGGAAAAUUCUCUUGAGUCGCUUAGUUCUGGAUAUUCUUCUGAUAAUAAUGAAAACUCCAGGGAUCCAGAAACUCAUCCCCGAGUUGGAGAUGAAUACCAGGCAGAAAUUCCAGAACUGAUGAUGGAAGAUGGCUUGCAAGAUUUGGGGAGACAAACUGAUUCUUUAAAUUGUUGGUCUGUGGGAUUACCUGUAUCAAUAAUGUGGGUAUAUGAUGAUGGCGAAAGUACUGAAUCUGAAGCCAUGACGUCUCGUCGUAAUCGUGAAUGUUUAACCGAUAUAUAUGGGUUAACAGCAAUAGAAAGAAGUCACGAGAAUGAAAUCUCUUCAUAUGAUGAAGACGCAAAACCAAAAGUUGACCCUCACGGAGGUAUUGUUCCCAGCUAUCUGAAAGAAACAAGGCAAAUAAUGCCUCAAAUUCAACCUGAAGUUGGUGCUAGUAGAACAGAUGUAAACUCGUGUUUACCACUAAAAAAGGAAACUGACUUGGAUUAUGGGAAAAAGGGUGGUCGCUUUCUUCCUGGUUUGGCAUCUAAUGCUUUGCAGGGCAUUGAAUAUGAUAGUUUUCUUCUUGGUCUUUAUAUAUUUGGCAAGAAUCUUCGUCUUGUCAAACAAUUUGUUGGGAGUAGAAAGAUGGGAGAUAUACUCUCAAACUACUAUGGAAAAUUUUACCGGACAGCUGAAUACCUUAGAUGGCAACAAUCUCGGAAGAUGAAAACCAGACGAUGUGUUCAAGGUGAAAAGAUUUUUACAGGAUGGAGGCUGCAUGAACUGCUAUCACGGAUGUUUUCUCAUGUGUCCGAAGAAAGCAAAAGGUCAUUAAUUGAGGUCUCAAAUAGAUUCAGAGAGGAAAAGAUUUCAUUGGAGGAUUAUGUGUUCGCAAUCAAGGAUUUGGUUGGUGUGGCUGUGCUUGUAGAAGCAGUAUCUAUUGGCAAAGGGAAGCAAGAUCUAACUGGAACAGCCACCGAUCCUUCAAGAUCCUCUCAAGUAUCACACCCUCGACCUGAAGUACCUAGUGGACAAGCAUGCUCUUCCCUUACAAAAGGUGAAAUCAUUAAGUUUCUAACUGGGGUUCGACUGAGCAAAGCUAAAGCUGGUGAUCUGUUCUGGGAAGCAGUUUGGCCACGCCUGUUAGCAAGAGGUUGGCACUCUGAACAGCCUGAGGAUCAGGUCUAUACAGGUUCAAAUAAUUCUUUGGUUUUUCUUGUACCCGGUGUCAAGAAAUUUUCAAGAAGAAAACUCUUAAGAGGGAGUCACUAUUUUGACUCUGUUACUGAUGUCUUGAACAAAGUCGCAGCAGAACCUGUGCAUCUUGAACUUGAAUCUGAAACAGAGAAUAUGAUUCAAGUCAAGGAAGAAGACAAGGAGGAUUUCGGGUCAGAGCCUGACGUGGCACCAACCAAGCGACGUCGUUGUUAUCUCCAACCAGUUAAAUCAAAAAGUAACCAGGAACGAAUGAAGUUUACCAUUGUCGAUACCAGUUUGCUUUCUGCCGGAAAACAAGGUAAAGUAACAGAACUGAGAGAUUUACCUGCUGACGCAAUGAAUUUGUUGACUCAAGCUUCUGUUUCACGUGAUACUGAACGAGAUAAUCCAGUAGAGUACCAGAAUGAUACAGAAGCGAAUUGUACUCGAAAGCAUAUGGACAAUGUAGUUGAAAUUGGGGCAUUAAGUGACUCAAAGGAACAUGUAAUCAGCAAUGCAACUAAUCAUAUGCCAGGAAGUCCAGAUGCCAGUAAUGCAUCUCUGAAAAAUCACGACAAGAUGAUGAAGUUUCACUUCAGUCGGAAGAGAAAAUCUGAAAAAUCAAGUAACAGCGAGUCUGACAAAGACCUAACUGCAUGUAAGCAGGAUGUGUCAAUAAAUGGUGCUAACACAAUAGAGGAAAACACCAAGCUAGAUGGAGCUAACUCACGUUCUGUGUCAAAGUCAUCAAGUAGAUGUGUUGUCAAGAAAUUCCGGUCCAGCUCACCUCGAAAUGUACCUGUCAGUUCAAACCCAGUGGAAAAUGGUGAAGAGAUGGUUUCGGAUAUAUGUAUGGAUAAAGAACCGUCGUUGGAAAAUCAGUCCCAGAUGUUGAUAGACCUGAACCUCCCUCAUAUACCUCGAGCUUCUGGUGCUGAUGACCCUGUGCAUAUAAAUAACAAUUCGUCGACCAUUAGACCCUCACUUUUGUCUGAAACAAGUAAUAAAGCUGAGUUGAAUCCCUUUGCAAAGGAGAUUGGAACUGAGGAACAGCCUGGAAUAACUAGUCGAAGACAGAGUACAAGAAACCGGCCAUUGACCACAAAAGCACUGGAAGCUUUUGCUUUUGAGUUUAGCAUUCCAAAGAAGAAGAGAAGGGGUGAGGAUACAGUGCCUAAAAGACGAUCCUAGGUCCACUUACCUAGGAAAAAAUCGCUGUUAAUCACAACCUGAUGAAAGAGCUGAAGACUUACUAAUCACUCGUGGAAAAGCUGUUGGGGAGAUCAAUUUGGUGAAUCGGUUUCCAUAAUAAGCUGAGAGAAAUAUCAAGCAGGUAGUCUGUUAAAUGCGAAUUUUUGAACUUGUUUUUUAUAGCCUUUGUAACAUUAAUAUUAUAAAGAUAUUUGUUUUUGUGUGCGCGCGCAAAUAUGCGCGAAACUGUUGUAGGAAAAUCAUAAGAGAUUAAACAUGUAAUACUUAAAUUAGUUGUUA